CAUUUUCAUGACUCUUUUGACAAUUCAUUUGUUUGUCAUUUGAUUGCUAUUUAUUUGCUAUCAAUAUAUCAUUCAUUCAAUACAUUUAACCCGACGUUCACUUCAUAACCAUUUGACGGCUUUUUGUGGUCAUAACUGAGAAAUUGGUCCCAAAAUGAAUUCACGCGAAGAAGUGAUCUCUCCUUAUAAUGAAGACGAAGAGAUAGUGAGACCACUAGUGGACCAAAGUGGUGAUCCAUCCGAUGCGAGUACUCGUGAUAUAGUGGUGGACACAACCGGUUGUAUGUCUUCACCGCUGUGUCACCCGUCAUAUCCUCUGCACAGAUAUUUCGUACUCGUCUUCAUGUGUUUCUUAGGCUUCGGUAGUUAUUUCUGUUACGACGGACCGGGAGCUCUGCAAAAGGAGAUCACCGAAGACAUGGGUAGUUAUUUCUGUUACGACGGACCGGGAGCUCUGCAAAAGGAGAUCACCGAAGACAUGGGUAUAGCGACGGAACAGUUCUCACAACUGUAUGCGUGGUAUUCGUGGCCUAAUGUCAUACUUUGCUUCUUCGGUGGCUUCUUAAUCGACCGCUUGUUUGGGAUCCGUUUGGGAGCAAUCAUUUUCAGUGUAUUCAUACUUAUAGGACAAGUGGUGUUGGCUUUGGGCGCCUUUUUCAACCACUUCUGGCUCAUGAAUUUUGGCCGAUUUAUCUUCGGAAUCGGUGGCGAAUCCCUGGCCGUCACUCAGAAUACAUACGCCGUCUCGUGGUUUAAGAACAAAGAGAUUAAUAUGGUUUUCGGUCUUCAGCUCAGCUUUGCUCGAGUGGGCAGUACUGUGAACUUCAAUGUGAUCGCACCGGUCUAUUACGCGGUCGCCAAGUAUAUGAUUGGGAGCCGAGGCAACGCCACACUCGGCAUCACUCUCCUGAUGGCGGCCACCACUUGUGUCUUCUCUCUGUUGUGCGCUUUUAUUCUCGCAUUUUAUGACAAGAGAGCCGAAAGAAUACUGAAACGAUCGGCCGCUCAGACCGGAGAUGUGGUCCGAAUGACUGACGUCAAGGACUUUAAGAUCUCCUUUUGGCUCAUUUCUCUCAUUUGUGUCACUUAUUAUGUGGCGAUCUUCCCGUUCACUGCAUUGGGAGGGAAAUACAAAUUUUCUCACUACGAGGCCAAUGGUGUCGACAGCAUUAUAUACAUAAUAUCUGCUGUUUUAUCGCCAUUUUUAGGAAUUCUGGUCGACCUCACGGGUCGUAAUAUAGCCUGGGUUUUCAUUUCAGCCAUUAUUACAUUAUUGAGUCAUUCAAUACUCGCAUUCACUUUUAUAAAUCCCUGGUUCGCAAUGGUUUUAAUGGGAAUCGGCUAUUCAAUACUAGCCUGUGCUCUGUGGCCAAUGGUUGCUUUUAUCAUAUCUGAGCAUCAGUUAGGAACCGCUUAUGGUGUUAUGCAAUCCGUACAAAACCUUGGCUUGGCCUGUAUUGUACUCGCGGCCGGCGCUAUAGUAGACCUCAAGGGUUACAUUGUAUUGGAAGUGUUCUUCUUGAUGUGGAUUUGCUGUAAGUUUUCACUCUUGUUAUCAUAA
Oppiella nova is the source of this 1561-nucleotide messenger RNA. NCBI's taxonomy places the organism in Eukaryota, Metazoa, Arthropoda, Arachnida, Sarcoptiformes, Oppiidae. The record is from the annotation of a GenBank genome assembly.